AUGGCAGCAAAGAUAUGCCCACAUUGUUCCAAUAAGCAAGAAGUUUACAUUGUGAUGGGGCGGUUCAAAAAUUUCAUCCCUGCAUUGUUUCAUUUGUUUGGUGGUUUGGCUCUCAUUCUUUUGGUUCAAGCUCAGGAUCAAUCGGGCUUCAUAAGCAUAGAUUGUGGACUAGCAGAAAAUUCGAGCUAUUCAGAGCCCACAACAGGCAUAAUAUACAUUUCUGAUGCGACCUACAUUAACACUGGUGUAAGUAAGAGCAUACCACUUGAAUUCAAAGAUGGCCUACAACAACAAGCGUGGACACUCAGAAGCUUUCCACAAGGUAUCCGGAACUGUUACAGCAUAAACAACAUUACACAAGGCGCUAAAUAUAUUAUCGGAGCAAACUUCUAUUAUAUGAAUUAUGAUGGUCAGGGCAAAUUGCCUGAAUUUGAUCUGCAUCUUGGACCAAAUUUGUGGGAUACCAUCAAAAUAGAGAAUAUUUCCCUUGGUGUAAUCAAGGAGCUCAUACAUGUACCAUCUCUAAAUCACAUACAAGUCUGCCUUGUAAACACUGGUCUUGGGACACCAUUUAUAUCAGCAUUAGAGCUAAGGCCAAUAAACAGUUCAUUGUAUGUGACAAAUUUUGGAUCAUUGUCGCUCUUCUUACGCUCUGAUUUGGGUUCAGAAAAAGGAUACAGGUAUAAGGAUGAUGUUUAUGAUCGCUAUUGGUCAAGCCUGAACUUCAAUGAUUGGAAAGCUGUAAGUACCUCGUUGACAGUAAACAAAGAAAGACACAAUGCUUACUGGGUACCAUCUGUUGUCAUGAGUACUGCUGCUACACCAAUAAAUGAGAGUGCUCCCAUGGAAUUCUACGUACAGCCAACUGACAUAAAUUCUGAAUUUUAUGUCUACAUGCACUUUGCUGAAGUUGUAAAGCUAAGAGCGAAUGAGUCCAGAUCAUUCAACAUUACAAUAAAUGGAGAACUCUGGUAUGGACCCCUUUCUCCUACAUACUUGUUGACGGAUACUGUGUACAGCACAACGGCCUUGACAGGAGGAAAAUAUGUUUUCUCUAUCCUCAAAACUGGGAAUUCAACACUUCCACCAAUCAUCAAUGCAAUUGAGAUAUAUACAGUCAAAGAUCUCCCACGAUCAGAAACCGACCAACAAGAUGUUGGUGCCAUAACAAACCUCAAGUCAACGUACGGAGUGGAGAGGAAUUGGCGUGGAGAUCCGUGUGCCCCAAAAGCAUACUCGUGGGAAGGUCUUAAUUGUAGCUACGAGGGUUAUAAUCCCCCUAGAAUAAUAUCCUUGAAUUUGUCCUCAAGUGGAUUAACCGGAGAAAUAUCAGUUGAUAUAUCAAAUCUCGUAAUGUUACAAUACUUGGAUUUAUCAAACAAUAGCUUAACGGGAUCGGUGCCAGAGUUAACUCAAUUAAAAUACUUGAGGGUCUUAAACUUAAAACAAAACCAACUUAAUGGUUCAAUUCCAGCUAAGCUCAUUGAAAUUUCUGAGAAGGGUUCACUAUUGUUAAGUGUGGAUGAAAAUUCAAAUUUUUGUGGAUCUGGUUCAUGCAACAAGAAGAAGAAGAAUAUUGCCUUUCCAAUUGUAGCAUCAGUUGGUGGAUUGUUCAUCCUCUCGUUAACUGUUGUGGCCAUCUUGUGGGGGCUAAGAAGCAGAAAACAACAACAUACGACUAAAGUUGCCAAAGUAGAUCUUGAACCCAACGUCCAGAAUCAAUCAUUGGAGUCAAUACAACGACAAUUUACAUAUCCUGAUCUCCUAAGAAUUACCAACAACUUUGAGAGAAUUCUUGGUAAGGGUGGAUUUGGAACAGUUUUCCAUGGCUGCAUUGAAAACACUCAAGUGGCAGUGAAAAUGCUCUCUGCAUCAUCAGUUCAAGGAUAUCAGCAAUUUCAAGCAGAGGCAAGUAAAACUUUUAUGAGAGUUCAUCAUAAAAACUUAACUACCCUUGUCGGGUAUUGCUAUGAAGGAACAAACAUGGGGCUUGUUUAUGAGUACAUGGCCAACGGAGACUUAGAAGCACAUCUUUCAGGUGAGAAUACAAAUAUCUUGAGUUGGGAAGCCAGACUUCAAAUAGCAAUGGAUGCAGCACAAGGAUUGGAGUAUUUGCACCAUGGUUGUAAGCCACCUAUAAUUCAUAGAGAUGUGAAGACAACAAACAUCUUACUGAAUGAAAAGUGCCGUGCCAAACUAGCUGAUUUUGGUCUAUCCAAGAUUUUCCCAACUGAUGGUGGCACUCAUGUCUCAACUGUUGUUGCUGGCACCCCUGGGUACCUAGACCCUGAGUACUAUAUAACCAAUUGGUUAACUGAGAAAAGUGAUGUAUAUAGUUUUGGAGUUGUGCUUUUGGAGAUAAUCACGAAUCGACCUGUGAUAGAAAGAUCCAAAGAAAGGAUUCACAUAAGUCAGUGGGUGAGUUCCAUGCUUGCUAAAGGGGAUAUAAAAAAUAUUGUUGAUCCAAAGUUGGAUGGAAAUUACAACGUCAACUCUGUGUGGAAAGCUGUUGAAAUAGCAAUGCUUUGUUUAUCUCCAACAUCCAGUAAAAGGCCAACAAUGGAUCAGGUAGUGGCAGAACUGAAGGAGUCCGUGGAAACUGAAUUAGCUCAAAGGAAAGACCGAUAUGAGGAUGAAUCAAAAGAUUCAUUUGACAUGAUCAACAUCAAUGUGACGACUGCACUCAAUCCUUUAGCCAGGUAAAAUGUUUUCCAAGAUGGAAAUUGGCGUAUUGGAUUUUGAACCUGUUCUGCUUUUUGUAAUUUUUGUCAGUUCAUACUUCAUAUUUUACUUCAAUUAAUUUCAGU
Quercus lobata is the source of this 2807-nucleotide messenger RNA. Its product is annotated as LRR receptor-like serine/threonine-protein kinase IOS1. Gene Ontology annotation, biological process: protein phosphorylation. Lineage: Eukaryota; Viridiplantae; Streptophyta; Magnoliopsida; Fagales; Fagaceae. Gene Ontology annotation, molecular function: ATP binding; protein kinase activity; protein binding. The record is from RefSeq and is a predicted model, not a curated record.